Messenger RNA from Dicrocoelium dendriticum, 708 nucleotides. The record is from the annotation of a GenBank genome assembly. NCBI's taxonomy places the organism in Eukaryota, Metazoa, Platyhelminthes, Trematoda, Plagiorchiida, Dicrocoeliidae.
CACAAAACAAGCAAUCCGACUAGGAAACGGAGGCCACUGGUGUCGGUUGCGAGCCAUGUCCUGUAGUCUCGAGCUAAGCACAAGGCGUCACGUAGACUCCAGCUUGAAAGGCGAGACGUCCAACGGCACCCAGUUUAGUCAUUUCACGCUGCCAAGUCAACUUGUACACCUCGAGCCUUGCGCCACCCUACACUUGGCAGACUAAACAAGACUUUCCUAGGUAAGCGGUGACCAGGCAUACGUAGCCCUUACUUAAGCCAAAGCAACAUUUUAGUGCCAUCUGUUGUUCUAAGGAGCUAGCAUGAUUAUCAAUGCCUAGUACUUGCCUGCUCAUAUUAUCGUUGCGGACACCCCGAUGCCAUCCGACACCAGAAUGCUUUGCAGACAACGUUGAUCAAGUACUUGAAAGCGCUUCAGAUCUUCAGACAGAAGAGGUCUCACUACCAGAGCUGGACGGCUCUAAAUGUGGCCUUGUACACACGAUCUUUCAGACGGAGAGAAACUCCUACUGUCACCCAAGAUGUCGCAGGUUCAAGAAGGCAGUUUUGGCUUUUGCAAUACGUGAGCUGACUUCAAUUUUUAUGCUCCCGUCGUUGCUGAUGCAGCAGCCAAGGUAAGUGAAUUGAUCAACCACCUCGUGUUCCUCAUUAUCAAGAGUCAAGGGGUCAUCAAAUGGUUGGUGACCCUGCAGCAACACUACUUUUAAGG